Molecule: messenger RNA, 2608 nt
Organism: Trichoplusia ni (cabbage looper)
Lineage: Eukaryota; Metazoa; Arthropoda; Insecta; Lepidoptera; Noctuidae
Exons: 13
Coding region: 125-2443 (772 amino acids)
Source: RefSeq, a predicted model, not a curated record
AUUUUGGGCUCGGCUUCAAGCUCUUCGGAUGUACUCGUGAAACUUAAAAUACUUUUAUGGGUAUAAAAAAGUAAAGGAAAAGUAUUUUAAUAAUUUUCCCAUUACAUAAUUAUAUUUUCGUACAAUGAUGUUAGAAAAACUUAAUACGUUUUCUGUUUCAGACUCAUCCGAAUCGGAAUCCUCAUCAUCCUCAAGCGACGAAGAAGACGAAGGAAGCUUAGACAGUCGUGACAUUGGCCCUAUUCGUCUGGACCCUAACGUUUGCCCAGAGGGCUGCGAAAAAGAAAUAUUCGAUAAAACAUAUGAUCUGAGAAAUACCAGACACAAACACGAACAAAACAUGAUGGAACAAGACAAAUUGGUUGAGCUCCUUAAGCGUGAUAUAGAGGCUCAUAAUAAAAUCAAGCGCAAACUCUCCGUACAACUGGAACAGAGGAAGAAUGAUCUCAGGGAAUUCAUGUUAGAGAAACAAACCUGCAUGAACGACGUGCACCAAGUGGUAGUCCUCCGGUUCGACCAGAUCAGGGCUGCGGCCAUCCGGGGAUGUACGGGACCUCAGGGUCUGUCGCAGACCGUAGUCUUCCCCGAGGCUUUGUUGCACAGGCUGAGACGACGAGUGCUGGAGUUACAAGAGGAAAUCAAGCAGCAGAAAAUGAGGCAGAAGAUAAACCGUACCCAUUUAUUCCGAAUGAACAUCGACCUUCGCGCUAUGGAGGACGAAGCUCGUGAGUUACGCGCUAUGAUGCGUGACGUGCUGACGCGCAAGCUUGGUAAGCCGCGAAAGGUGGACCGCACCCUCGAUGACUUGCUCCGUCAAAUGGCGAGAAGGCAUAAGUACUCGAUGUCGUAUGGCUCGAUGCCUCACAUUAUCAACCAGCUCAGGACUUGGCGGGAACGACACAGUAAUCUCGAAAUGAAAUAUCUACAAACAUUAAAUGCUUUUUCCGAUCGCCUUCGUCUUGCUGCCGCAUUACAAGCCGAAGUUUUUCCUCAAAAGGUGGCACAAGAUCCAGGUGCAAUAAUGGCAGGUGGUUACGUACCAUCACAAUACCAGCGCGACGUAAUGCGGCUGCUUAUUGUACGAGAACAACAAAAGCAACAAAUAAAGCAAUUAAACGAUGAGAUUGAAAGUCUUCGUAUGAAACCCUUAUCAAAGCAAAAACCACCGACGACAUUCGCAUCUGUGGAAUCGGAACAGUCUGACAUUUACUUGUUCAUGGUUCCUCGGUCGUACAGACAGCAGCGUAUCAGAUAUUUUCCCAUUACACCGCUAGGUUCUCAAGCCAACAUGGUUCAUGACGUAAACAUUACGAAGUUACUCUUUGACUGCUUGGACGCUAUGCGGGUGUCACGCGACGAGGCUAACGAACUUCUCAAAGAUGUUACGGAGCUGCUUCCUGAUGUUUUGGCUGGAUCUUCUUCACGAUAUGACGUGACAGAUGUUAUUGUGAAAAAAUGGCUUCUCAAACAUGGUGGUGAUCCAACUCAGUACAAGAAGCAGACGAGAGCCUUUGAUGCCAUAGCAGCCUUGGUCGACCGCCUAGUCCGACAACAAGUGGAAGCAAUGGAAGGUUCAACAGGAUCCGGUCAAAUAUUAGACGAUUUAGAAGGUGCUCUGAAGGACGUCUCUGAUGAACGCGAACCUCUCGGCGAACGCCUUGGGCCGGCUCUAGCGGCUCUAUUGCAUUCCGCUUACGCCACUGACAUAGAGGAUCCAGAAACUUUGGCGUCCCUUGUAAAAUCACUUACAGAUGACAACCAUCCCAUCACAGCAGCAUCAGUUGAUCGCAUCUGUUCCUUUGAUGUCAUCGAAGAUAUAAAAGACUGCGGUAUCGAUAUGCAGGAAGAUGAAUUGAAAGGAGUCGUGCAAAUAGCAAUAGAUAGCUUGAGAGCUCAAAUUAUUGAGCCAGAAGAAGCUGCUCAAAUUGACGAAGAAGUCGAAAAAGCUAUGGCUAUUAAACCGGAAGAAAAAAGGUAUUCACAAAGCGAAACCCACCGUAAAUCUACACAGAGCUACCAAGGUGCACAAUAUGUUGGCGAGUCUGACCAACGCAAAUCGAUACAAGGUUCGAUAUCAAGUGCUGAACGUAAGAGUUUUCGUAGAUCGUUACAAAGCGAUGUCACAGCUGCUCAUCAUACUCGUACAACGGAUCGGAAACAAAGCCGGGUGUCUAUAGUACCUCGUGAAUACCAUUCACCUCUCGCCAGCUCCUAUGGAUUCCCUAUAAAGCCUGGUCUUCCUAAAAUAACCAGGUCGGCCACUACUGCCUCACCAGAUACAGCUCAAGCCGGGGGUAUUCUACAUGGCAGGCAUAGUCAGAUACGAACUAAACCAUCGGGAGUACAAAUGGACGUUCCUGAAGAAUACACUCCAACACGGGCUGAUAUUACAGAUGAGAUAAAGAGAACAAUAAUGAAAGGAAGUAUGGAUCACAUAAAAUAACUUGCUAACUAACUAAUAACUUACAGCAAUUAAAGGUUUUUGCGGGACGAUAAAUGUACCUACCUAUUAAUGCCAGAUACAAAAGAUGAAGACAAAGUGACACAGUUUAAGAAGAUACUGUAGAGGCUUAUUAUAAUUAUAUAAUAUAUGUUCUUAAAACUAUAA